Molecule: messenger RNA, 1003 nt
Organism: Cynara cardunculus var. scolymus (artichoke)
Lineage: Eukaryota; Viridiplantae; Streptophyta; Magnoliopsida; Asterales; Asteraceae
Exons: 1
Coding region: 229-993 (254 amino acids)
Source: RefSeq, a predicted model, not a curated record
CAAAUCUGAACACUGAGUUUAUCAUAACUGAUGUUUUAUAGUCGUUUUUACUGAGAUGAGUCUGGGAUACCCUUCCAAAAAAGAAAAUAACAAACUCUACAAAGGGUGCUAGUUAUUAUCCCUUUAAAGGAACACACAAGCCUAAGGUUCUACCUUUAUAAAUGGAUCACCCCACCAUCUAAUUCUUUAUUUUCCUACCAUCUACCUUUCAAAAACUUGCACUUAACCAUGAAAUACAAUGAAAUUUCUCACUUCAGCCAUCCUGAACACGGGCUCAGAUACGACUACACCCGAGUCCCAUUCAAGUGCGAUGGAUGCAAGGAAGCUGGGAUAGGGUCCAACUACAAGUGCACCGCAUGCAACUACGACUUGCACGUUCAUUGUGCUCUCUCGCCCCCUUCCAUCUCCCACCCUUUUUACACCAAGUGCUCCUUCCAGUUCCUUGCCAUCCCACCAGGCUCAGUACCCCGUUACUGCAAUGCAUGCGAGAAGGACAUCUCUGGGUUCGUCUACCACUGCAAGGCAUGCGGGUUUGACCUCCACCCGUGUUGUGCGAAGCUCCCAACCAUGUUGGAUGAUGGUGAGGUCAAGUUGUACUUGUGCCGGAAAGUGGGGUCCGCUUGCCACAGAUGUGGUAGGAAAGGACGAAGCUGGAGCUAUAGGUCAACAUGCAAGAAGUACAACUUGCACGUGGCGUGUGCAAAGGAGAUGCUGGUGGAGAGUUGGCACGAUAUAUAUUAUGGUGCGGUCAGGGAUGGGGAGAAUGGUGAUUACAGUGGUGGUACGUACGGGCAAAGUUGGACACUGGAGACCACAAUUCCUAACUUGAAGGGAACACUACAGAGUUACCAUCGGAGGGACAAAAAGCGUAAAGGGAAAAUGAAGAAAUGCUGUCAGAUUGCUGGUUUAGCUGUACAGUUUGUGAUAUCAGCAGUUCUUGGUGAUCCUACGACUCUAAUUGCUGGUGUUGUUGGUGCUUUAAUGUCAAAAUAAAGUGUAUACU